AUGUCCUCCUCGGACGAUGAUAUGCCCUUAGUGGCAUCGAGACGCCAGCCAAAUGGUGUCAAUGGCGCUCAUCCGCCGCUUUCGGCUUCUACUGUCUCCCCCAAGACUGAUGCAGCUGUUGGCAAGAAGCCCUCCACAAAUGGCAAUGUCAUGCCAGCUAUGCCAAAACUCGAGGAGGAAGAUGUGGCCAUGAAUGACAUCGCACCCGCCACCAAUGGUGCAAAGCGGAGAACACACUCGAACCGACCUAGUUUUGCUGAGCCUGAGUCGAGUGAUGACGAUAAACCAUUGAGCAAAAAACGGAAAACACAGCCUCGGCCCAGCAAGGCCCUCGAGACCGACUCUGACGAUGAGCCUCUUGCAGCAAAAUCGAAUGGAUUACCUACCAAAGCCCAUACUUUGAGUGCUGGAGAUUUGGGAGAGAAUUCGGAUUCCGACACCCCUUUGACAACCAAGCUGGCUGAGCAGAAACAAGACAUCAUGAAAAAGGCCGAGAAAACUGCCAAGGCCAUCAAAAAGGAAGAAGCUAAGGAGGUCACCAAGAAGCCGGCUUCAAAGUCUAAGAAGGUGAAGAAAGAAGACUCAUCCGAUGAUGAACCACUGUCCAGAAAAUCCAAGACUGCAUCUGCUUCCAAGGCUAAGCAAGCGAAGACCGAGCCUUCGGCGUCCAAAACAACUGCCAAGGGCAAAGCCAAGGCAGUGAAGAAAGAAGAGACCGAGGAUCCGGAAGAUGGUGAAGAAGGUGAAGAGGAGAUGGCUUGGUGGAACAAUCCAAUGCAUAGUGAUGGUGAGAACAAGUGGGCCACCUUACAACAUAGUGGUGUCGUGUUUCCACCUCCUUAUCAACCACUGCCCAAGAACGUCAAACUCAAAUACGAUGGAGCACCUGUAUCUCUGCACCCUGACGCUGAGGAAGUCGCCAGCUUCUUUGGUGGUAUGCUCAAUUCCACACACAACGUGGAAAAUCCUACCUUUCAGAAAAACUUCUUCGCCGACUUCAAGGAAAUCCUCAAGAAGACUGGCGGCGCCACAGGCUCUAAUGGUGAUAAAGUCGCAAUUAAAGAAUUCUCCAAAUGCGACUUCAAGCCAAUCUUCGAGUACUAUGAUGCUCAGCGCGAAGCCAAGAAGAGCCUUUCUAAAGAAGAGAAGAAAAAGAUAAAAGCCGAGAAAGACGAGGCAGAGGCUCCUUACCAAUUCUGCCUCUGGGAUGGAAAGAAGCAAAAAGUUGGCAACUUUCGAGUUGAGCCUCCAGGUCUUUUUAGAGGUCGUGGCGACCAUCCAAAGACUGGCAAGGUCAAAACGCGUGUGCAGCCGGAGCAGAUCACCAUCAACAUCGGUAAAGAAGCCACUGUGCCAGCACCACCAGAAGGUCACAAAUGGAAAGAAGUCAAGCACGAUCGUACUGGGACAUGGCUAGCCAUGUGGCAAGAAAACAUCAACGGUAACUUCAAGUAUGUCAUGCUUGCAGCCAACUCAGAUAUCAAAGGCCGUUCCGACUUCGAGAAAUUCGAAAAGGCAAGACGACUCAAGGGCAAGAUUGACGAUAUUCGAUCCGCCUAUCGACGAGACCUCAAGGCUGAAAUGAUGGUCGAUCGUCAAAGAGCCACUGCCAUGUAUCUGAUUGACACUCUAGCUCUUCGUGCUGGUAAUGAAAAGGGUGAGGACGAGGCUGACACGGUUGGUUGUUGCUCUCUAAAAUACGAGAACAUUACUCUUCAAGAGCCAAGUACUGUCAUCUUUGACUUCCUAGGGAAGGACAGCAUUCGCUUCCACGAGUCAUACGAGGUCGACAAACAGGUCUUCAAGAAUCUGAAGAUCUUCAAAAAGGCACCGAAAAAGGAAGGAGAUCAGGUCUUCGAUCGUUUGACAACGACUGCACUAAACAAGCAUCUCUCAAACUUGAUGCCAGGCUUGACUGCUAAGGUCUUCCGUACCUACAACGCUUCGUGGACGUUCGCUCAGCUUCUCAAAGACAUCAAACCUGGUGGCACAGUAGCAGAGCAGGUCAAGAACUACAACGAUGCCAACCGGAAAGUGGCCAUCCUUUGCAACCACAGGCGGACUGUGGGCGCCACGCACGCAGCGUCGAUGGAGAAGAUGGAAGACAGGAUCAAGGCUGUCAAGUAUCAAGCCUGGCGAAUCAAGCAGAUGAUGAUUGACGUUGAUCCCAAGAUCAAGAAGAAGAAGGGUGCAGACUGGUUCGAGCUGCCAGAAGGCAUAGAUCAAGAAUGGGUCCUUGAACACCAAGCCUUCCUGAUCGAGGAGCAGAAGACAAAGAUCACGAGGAAGUUCGAAAAGGACAACGAGAAGCUGAAAUCCGAAGGGGAGAAGGAGAUGAAAUCCAAAGAGCUGACUGAGCGACUUGAGGCCGUCAAAGAGCUUGAGCAAAAAUUCAAGAAAGAGAACAAAUCGAAAAAGGUCGAGGCGGAAGGCAAGUCACCAACCCUGGAGAACUUGCAAGCAAAACUUGAGAAGGUAGAACAACGGGCGGCUACUAUGGAAACUCAAGCCUUGGACAAGGAAAGCAACAAGGAGGUCGCCUUAGGCACAUCCAAGAUUAACUACAUCGAUCCUCGACUCACUGUCGUCUUCUGCAAACGGUUCAACGUGCCAAUCGAAAAGUUCUUCUCCAAGACAUUGCGUGAGAAGUUCCAAUGGGCUGUUGAGUCUACGACGGAAGAUUGGGAUUUCUAA
Lithohypha guttulata is the source of this 2694-nucleotide messenger RNA. RefSeq names its product DNA topoisomerase 1 (gene TOP1). Gene Ontology annotation, molecular function: DNA topoisomerase type I (single strand cut, ATP-independent) activity; DNA binding. Gene Ontology annotation, cellular component: nucleolus; chromosome. Gene Ontology annotation, biological process: chromosome segregation; DNA replication; DNA topological change. Lineage: Eukaryota; Fungi; Ascomycota; Eurotiomycetes; Chaetothyriales; Trichomeriaceae. The record is from RefSeq and is a predicted model, not a curated record. The transcript has 4 exons. The coding region runs from base 1 to 2694 and encodes 897 amino acids.